Molecule: messenger RNA, 2571 nt
Organism: Uranotaenia lowii
Lineage: Eukaryota; Metazoa; Arthropoda; Insecta; Diptera; Culicidae
Gene: Snx6
Product: sorting nexin-6
Exons: 6
Coding region: 70-1368 (432 amino acids)
Biological process (GO): phagosome-lysosome fusion involved in apoptotic cell clearance
Molecular function (GO): phosphatidylinositol binding
Source: RefSeq, a predicted model, not a curated record
UUGAAACGCAAUAAAUCAAACCUACAGGAUGGUACGAUCGAAGAGAACGGAAACGGUGGUAGCCCACUAAUGGAAGAUAGCGGUCUUCCUCGGCAGCAGCAGCCAGGCGACUUGCAAUCGCCGCAACCCGAUGGAACGGUUCCGGCAACCGACGGACCGAAUGUAUCGCCCCCAGCAGCCGGCAACAUAACCGAUAUCGCGACCCUUCCACCGAACUCCCUGUUGGUGGAUAUUUCCGAUGCGUUGAGCGAAAAGGAUCGUGUCAAAUUUACCGUCCACACCCGCACCAACCUGCCUGGUUUUGCGAAGACUGACUUCUUGGUAGUCCGGCAACACGAGGAGUUUGUGUGGUUACAGGAUCGCUUCGAGGAAAACGAAGAGUACGCCGGAUACAUCAUUCCGCCUUGUCCGCCACGACCAGAUUUCGAUGCACCCCGAGAGAAACUGCAGCGACUUGGCGAAGGUGAGGGCAACGUGACCAAGGAAGAGUUUAAAAAAAUGAAACAGCAACUGGAGGCCGAAUAUUUGGCAACGUUCAAGAAAACGGUCGCAAUGCAUGAAGUUUUUCUCACCCGCCUUGCCUCACAUCCGGUUUUCCGGAACGAUUCGCACCUGAAAGUGUUCCUCGAAUUUGAUCAGGACCUGUGCGCCAAGCUGAAAAAGAAGAUUGACGUAUUCGGUGGUCUGUUUCGAAGCAUUGGAAAAACUAAAGACGAAAUCUAUCUGGGAGCCACGGUGAAAGACGUGAAUGACUUUUUCGAGCACGAGUUGCAAUUUUUGGGCGAAUACCAUGCGCAUCUGAAGGAAGCGGCCAGUCGAACCGAACGAAUGACCAACAAGCACAAGGAUGUGGCCGAUUCACAUAUUCGCAUUUCUUCUGCCCUCAUGCUGCUAUCCACGGCUGAGCAAGGCCAUAUGGAGAAUUUUUUGGCAAAAACGUCGGAUAUUUUUGAAAAAAUAAGGAACUACGAAGGUCGCGUAGCUAGUGACCAAGAUCUGAAACUAGGUGACACCCUGCGUUACUACCAGAGGGAUAGCAACGCUGCCAAGGCCCUGCUCAUUAGACGCUUAAGUUGUCUGGCGGCAUACGAAGCGGCCAACCGAAAUCUCGAGAAAGCACGCGCGAAAAAUAAAGACGUCCAUGCGCCUUUGGAGGUGCAAGAGGCGGAAACGGCCCAAACUCAAGCAUGUGAAAAAUUCGAAUCGAUGUCCGCCCGUGGAAAGGAGGAAUUGGUCUCUUUUCGGGUGCGCCGAGUAGCCGCCUUUAAGAAGAACCUCAUCGAACUUGCCGAGUUGGAAAUAAAGCAUGCCAAAACGCAGUACGAAUUUCUUCGCCAAUCGUUGCUUUCCCUCCAGGAAGUCGUCUAGAACUCGCUGGUAAGGUGUGUAUCCAUCAAAUUUAUACCUACCUACGUAUCCGUACGAUAGAAUCACGUUUCCUUUUUCUGGACGAUGUAUGUACAUCGAUUGCGAUGAGUGCAUUUUUCUCUGGGUAUGUAUGUAUUUUUGUAUGUGUGUAUGGAAGUACGUGGUAAACUUUCUGCGCGAUUAUCAGCAAACUUUGGUGUUUGCGAUUUUUUUUGACUAAAUAGUAUAACUAUUCAACAAUAACACCGUCACACAGGACGACAAAUUGUUUGAGAGACGAUUUGACUUUUUUAUAUAAACUUCACCGGGAGCGCCUCGUCUGUGUGGAACAAUACUGCUAUACACUCAACAUGCAUUGUUGAUAUUUACACAUCCACACAUCUGCACCCACGCAUACGCAAACAUAUACAUAAACGCAUAUUGAACAGCGAUCUCUUCUGUACGAUAGGGAUCCAACUGUCGUAUUGUACUCGAGCGCGAAAAUCACAGUGUCUGACAAUGUAGACUCGUGAUAACAAGGAGAAUUUGAUUACAAAAUCGAAUUCCAGUAUAACAUAUAAGAUAUAGAAAACAAAACUGUGACGUUAUUUUGUUUCUCUCAAACAAAUGUGAACAAAACAUAUUCCAUUUUAUCACUCUAGAGUUCAAACUAACCUUCGAAAGAGAAUUUUGGAUUUCUAAUUUAUUCGCGCUGACACAUUCGGAUAUUUUUUCAUUCGUUAAUUGUUGAAACCAAACUCUAAGUAAUUUUUUUUUUGCUAACGGUUUAGUGCAUAUAAAACUGUUCCAACGAUAAAAAAACAAAGAACCUUAUUUUUUAGUCCCAAAAAAAAGAACAAUUUAUACAUGAUAUAUUAUAGCCUAUAUAUAUUUAUACGAGCUGAGACGAGUAGACUGGCUGGAAGAUCAAUCAAACGGUCUCAAAAAUAUCACACGCAAAUGAAACCAGUCCGGGCUAUACCUGCUACUGAGCACUAUUAGACAUUAGACAUACUUGUUGUAACUUGCUGAAGUUGGAUGAAACGAAAUCGCAACCCUCGAAACCGCCAGCAAUUGUUGUGCGGUCCUCAAUCAAUGGUAGGGAAAAUGACAUCUCUUUGUUUUACUCUGGAGAAUUAUUUUUUUUAUAAACUGAUUAUUAUUAUUAUCAUAAUUAUUAUAUUUCUAUUUAGAGGGAACAGAAUAAACUAUUAUGUAUAUAAC